CGUGUGCCGCCGCGUAGGGUCCCGGUGGUUGCGAGGACGGGUGCUGAGUGCUGCGGAAGGGAGGGGUGCGGCGUUUGGAAGGCGGUUCGGUGGGAGAUCUGGUGAGCGGGCAUGCAGCAGGAGCAGCGCAAGAAGAGUUCUGCAGAGGCCGAUUUCUUCACAGAAUAUGGAGAUGCAAACCGGUACAAGAUCCAAGAAGUCAUUGGUAAGGGAAGCUAUGGGGUUGUGUGCUCGGCCAUUGAUCUGCACACUCGACAGAGAGUGGCCAUAAAGAAGAUACACAAUAUAUUUGAGCACGUCUCUGAUGCCGCAAGGAUCCUUCGUGAGAUCAAACUUCUCAGACUCCUAAGGCAUCCUGACAUUGUCGAGAUCAAGCACAUUAUGCUACCUCCCUCAAGAAAGGACUUCAAGGAUAUUUAUGUUGUUUUCGAACUUAUGGAGUCUGAUCUCCACCAAGUUAUAAAGGCCAAUGAUGACUUGACGAAGGAGCAUUACCAAUUCUUUCUCUAUCAACUACUCCGGGCCCUCAAAUACAUUCAUACUGCUAAUGUUUAUCACCGUGACCUGAAGCCCAAGAACAUUUUAGCUAACUCUAACUGCAAACUGAAAAUAUGUGACUUUGGACUAGCACGAGUUGCAUUCAACGAUACCCCAACAACAGUGUUCUGGACGGUUCGGAAUGAGAAAGCAAGAAGGUACUUGAGCAGCAUGAGAAAGAAAGACCCGGUUCCAUUUUCUCAGAAGUUUCCCAAUGCAGAUCCUUUGGCACUUAAACUAUUGGAAAAGCUAUUAGCAUUUGACCCAAAGGAUCGUCCAACUGCAGAAGAGGCAUUGCGUGAUCCAUACUUCAAAGGUCUUGCCAGGGUUGAAAGAGAACCAUCCUGUCAGCCAAUAAAAAAAGUGGAAUUUGACUUUGAGCACAAAAGAAUGUCAAAGGAAGAGAUAAGGGAGUUGAUAUUCCGGGAGAUACUGGAAUAUCACCCACAAUUGCUGAAUAGCUACAUAAAUGGCACGGAGAGGACAACCUUUCUCUACCCCAGUGCUGUUGAUCAAUUUAAGAAGCAGUUUUCUCAUCUUGAAGAAAGCGGUGGUAAUGGCACAUCAGUUCCAACGGAUAGAAAACAUGCAUCCCUUCCCAGGACUACUGUUGUUCACUCGAAUCCAAUUCCUGCCAAGGAGCAACCUCUUGCUACCUCAUCGAGGGUUAGACCAGUCUCUGAUGAUUCAUGUAAGAAUCCUUGGGAGAAAGAAAGAGGUCCUGUAAAUGUUCCCAGGGCAUCUCUGCCUCCACAGGGGCUGCAAGCACAAGCAGCAGGACCAGGAAGAGUUAACGGCUCAGUGAUGAAUUCAGGAUAUCCCCACCAACAAAUCCCACAAGCAUACGGUUACCAUCAGGUGCCUGCAAGAUUAGACAGUACCAAUCAAUCACAGGCCAUAGGUGGUUAUACAAUGCAUUCCCAGGCCAAUGCUUGUGCAAACAGCAAAGGCACGGCUGAUGUCGCUGUAAACAUGAGAGCACCCCCGUUCCACGUUCCAGCUGGCCCCAAGAAUAACCCGCUAGAUAGAAUAGCAUCAGGAACUGACAUAUACACGAGAUCUCUUAACGGAAUCGUUGCCGCCGCAGCAGCAUCAGUUGGCACUGGUACUGGUACUCACAGAAAUGUUGGUGUCGUGCCCUCCGCCAUGUCAAGGAUGUAUUAGCUCGCUGCAGCGGUUGCAAAUCUUAGCUAUAUAUUGUCACAGGUUCUUCAGGACUAGCCUGGAAAGAAGUGGUAUAUGAUAUAAGAAAUUCAUAAGAGGUGGCCCCAAGAGUCUUCGGGCUCCUGUCCUCUUUUACAUGUUUGUACGCCAUCUAUCCAGGCGAAAAAAGGUGCCCAUUUGUGCACAACUGAAGUAUCGAUUAAUUGAUUUAUUUGAAUGGAAAUUACUACUUAUUAGAGUAGAA
Messenger RNA from Setaria italica (foxtail millet), 1945 nucleotides. Its product is annotated as mitogen-activated protein kinase 10. NCBI's taxonomy places the organism in Eukaryota, Viridiplantae, Streptophyta, Magnoliopsida, Poales, Poaceae. Gene Ontology annotation, molecular function: MAP kinase activity; ATP binding. Gene Ontology annotation, cellular component: nucleus; cytoplasm. The record is from RefSeq and is a predicted model, not a curated record. Gene Ontology annotation, biological process: protein phosphorylation; intracellular signal transduction.